CGCAUAAGUUGUGCUACAGGACAGACAAGUACUCUUCACUUUCCCAGUUUUACAAGACUUUAAUCUGUUGCCUGCACAUAAUGUCGCGUUACACUAUUGCCCUGAACAACCACUAUCAAUCCCGCCGCAGGCUUCACGCUGUCACCUGGGCUGAGGUUCAGUCUGGGCCGCCGCAUGCUCUCUCAUGGACAAUGACUUGCAAAGUGGAGGGCGAAGUCAUCAGUACUGCCACUGCCAAUCAGAAGGGUGUCGCCAAAGAGGAAGCGGCGCGGAUUGCUUGUGAAAGAUUGGGCAUUAAUUGAUAUUUUUGCUUGGCGCUACUUUGUACAACGGCUUGCUUUUAACUACUAUAUUCCUAUAGAAAUUCAUCUGGG
Suillus discolor is the source of this 374-nucleotide messenger RNA. RefSeq lists its product as uncharacterized. Bases 81 to 302 code for a protein of 73 amino acids. The transcript is spliced from 4 exons. The record is from RefSeq and is a predicted model, not a curated record. Lineage: Eukaryota; Fungi; Basidiomycota; Agaricomycetes; Boletales; Suillaceae.